AUGACAACUACAGAAAGGAAGAAAAUUGUGUUUCCGAGCAAGAACGAGUUAUCAGAGGCUAUGGCCGAGUACACUGCAAAUCUCUCUGCCAAGUUUUGCGCAGAGAAAGGCCUUUUCACCGUUGUUCUCUCCGGCUGUGACCUCAUCUCUUGGCUCGGUAAGUUGUUGCAACCUCCUUACCUUAAAUCAAUCGAAUGGUCAAAGUGGCACGUCUUUUGGGUCGACGAGAGGGUUUGUUCAUGGGAUGAUCCAAAUAGUAACUACAAACUCGCCACGGAUGGUUUUCUUUCUAAGGUUCCGAUUCUAAACAAGAACAUCUACGCAAUCGACAAACACUAUGCGGCUGAUGGUCAUGCCGAGCAUUGUGCGGCGCUCUACGAGGAGUGCCUGAGGAACCUAGUGAAGGAAAACAUAAUCCCAAUAUGCCCAAAGACAGGAUAUCCUCAAUUCGAUCUUCAACUUCAAGGAAUGGGUCCUGAUGGCCACAUGGCAUCUCUCUUUCCGGGACAUCCUCAGAUCAAUGAGAAGAAGAAAUGGGUCACUCACAUUACCGACUCUCCAAAACCACCACCAAAGAGAAUCACAAUGACUUUACCGGUUAUAAACUCGUCUUCGUACAACCUUAUGGCCAUUUGCAACAAGGAACAAGCACAUGCCGUAGCUGAGAUCAUGAAGCAUAACAACAUGUCCUUACCUUCUGCUCAUCUUAGUGCCCAAGUUGAAACUGUUUGGUACCUUGACCAAGCAGCUGCUUCCAUGCUCUAG
Arabis nemorensis is the source of this 765-nucleotide messenger RNA. Lineage: Eukaryota; Viridiplantae; Streptophyta; Magnoliopsida; Brassicales; Brassicaceae. The record is from the annotation of a GenBank genome assembly.